Molecule: messenger RNA, 969 nt
Organism: Lathyrus sativus (Indian pea)
Lineage: Eukaryota; Viridiplantae; Streptophyta; Magnoliopsida; Fabales; Fabaceae
Source: the annotation of a GenBank genome assembly
AUGGAAUAUCUUAGUAGAUUGCUGUUCAGAAUGCAAAAAAACCCUGACUUCAAUCAUCAUGCUAAAUGUGAACGGCUGCAAAUCACCCACCUAACCUUUGCUGAUGACCUGUUGUUGUUUUCUAGAGGAGAUUAUGGGUCUAUGGAUAUCCUGCAUUUAACUGUGAACAAGUUUCUGGAGUCUACAGGUUUGAAAAUAAACUCUUCCAAAAGUAGGGUGUAUUUUAGUAAUGUCUCUGCUAAUGUCAAGUGUGCCAUCCUUCAGCUAACUUCCUACCAAGAAGGAACCUUCCCCUUUAGAUACCUUGGAAUUCAGGUGACUAGUAAGCGUCUUGCUAUUAUCCAUUACAUGUCGUUGUUAGACAGAUUAUUAAGUAGAAUAACUCAUUGGAGCUCUAGACUGUUGAGUUAUGCAGGCAGGCUACAACUUAUCAAGAGUGUACUCUGUGCCAUCACUACCUACUGGAUGCAAUGUAUCUGGUUUCCAAAAACUGUGAUUAAUAGGAUCAAUGCAAUAUGCAGGUCCUUUCUGUGGACAGGGGGUAAUACUAUCAGUAGGAAGAGUCCAGUGGCGUGGGAUAAUGUUUGUAAACCACAUGUGAAAGGCAGACUAAAUGUGAUGAAUUUGGAAAUAUGGAAUAGAAUGUUUAUGAUAAAACUGCUCUGGAAUAUCUUUGCGAAAUCUGAUGAUCUAUGGGUACGAUGGAUACAUGCUUACUACUUAAGACACGAGGGUAUACUGACCAGAACUGCUAAGGCCUCAGACUCUGGAAUCUUCAAAACUAUUCUUCUACAAAGGGACAGUCUAGUAAAUAUACAGAAUACUUGGAAUGAAAUACUGCAAACAGGUAAAUUUCUUGGGAGAAAAGUAUAUCAAAGUCUUCUACCUAUUACUCCUAAUGUUACAUGGGCUAAACUAUUAUUCUUCACAAUAGAGCCAGACCCCCGGCAAUUAUUACUCUAUGGAUGA